Messenger RNA from Branchiostoma belcheri (Belcher's lancelet), 1680 nucleotides. RefSeq lists its product as uncharacterized. The record is from RefSeq and is a predicted model, not a curated record. NCBI's taxonomy places the organism in Eukaryota, Metazoa, Chordata, Leptocardii, Amphioxiformes, Branchiostomatidae. Gene Ontology annotation, molecular function: carbohydrate binding. The transcript has 8 exons. Bases 1 to 1680 code for a protein of 559 amino acids.
AUGGUACAUGAGAUAAAGCCCAAGUGUACGGCCCAGAUUUUACCACCGUGCUACUUAGAACAACCGGCCAUUCCUACCGCACAUGAGGAACCUGAGGCUGACACCGUUGCUCCUGAUGACUGCGAUGACGACCCUGACAGUCACACGUACAAUUAUGUUGACCGGGGAGACAUCAACAAACCGCGGCAGGCCAGUCAGGACAUACAGGCGGCUGAUGAGGAGGGAGACACUACACAGCCCAGUAGCGAUCAACAGAGCGGCUCUCAUACGACAAACAACACAAAUAACGUACCCGGUGCACUUCAACAAGAUAACAACAAAGAACAACCGGCCAAUCGUACCGAACAUGAGGAAACUGAGGCUGACCCUGUUGCUCCUGAUGACUGCGAUGACGACCCUGACAGUCACACGUACAAUUAUGUUGACCGGGACGACAUCAACAACCUACGGCAGGCCAGUCAGGACAUACAGGCGGCUAAUGAGGAGGGAGACACUACACAGCCCAGUAGCGAUCAACAGGGCGGCUCUCAUACGACAAACAACACAAAUAACUUACCUGGACAAGAUAACAACAAAGGUGUCAAUGUUGCUCUUGACAAGAUGGCGUACCAAACAAGCACCAACAUGACCUAUGGGUUAUACGCAGCCGUACCCAGCCGUGCAGUAGACGGCAUCACCAGUACCCACAUGCGGACUGGUUCCUGCACACACACCGAGGAGGAAGAUAACCCUGCCUGGUGGGUCAAUCUGGGCCAACCGUACAUGAUUGAAAGAGUAGUCAUCUUCAACCGCCGGGACUGUUGUGUGGAACGAGUCAACCCUUUCAACAUCCACAUUGGAGAUUCCAAGGAAGUCAUUAGGAACCCUAAGUGUGGUGGGGAUCAUUGGAUCGAGGUGAACAAGCCGUCCGUUUCCAUCCCGUGUCAGGGGAUGUGGGGACAGUACGCGGGCGUUCGUCUUCCCGGUUCCAAACGAAUACUGAGCCUGUGUGAAGUCCAGGUCUUUUCAGGUGUCAAUGUUGCUGUUCACAAGAUGGCGUACCAAACAAGCACCAACAUGACCUAUGGGUUAUACGCAGCCGUACCCAGCCGUGCAGUAGACGGCAUCACCAGUACCCACAUGCGGACUGGUUCCUGCACACACACCGAGGAGGAAGAUAACCCUGCCUGGUGGGUCAAUCUGGGCCAACCGUACAUGAUUGAAAGAGUAGUCAUCUUCAACCGCCGGGACUGUUGUGUGGAACGAGUCAACCCUUUCAACAUCCACAUUGGAGAUUCCAAGGAAGUCAUUAGGAACCCUAAGUGUGGUGGGGGUCAUUGGAUCGAGGUGAACAAGCCGUCCGUUUCCAUCCCGUGUCAGGGGAUGUGGGGACAGUACGUGGGCGUUCGUCUUCCCGGCUCCAAACGAAUACUGAGCCUGUGUGAAGUCCAAGUCUUUUCAGCGGGAGAAACGCUGGUGAUCAGUGACGCCAACUACGGCCGUACGUCAACCUCCCAUGCCUGCCCCUGUAUCUCCAAUUGCGUUACCAACUGCAGUGCAGCCAACAGCCUGUCCAUUGUGAACGAUUCCUGUCAGGGUUUACAGCAAUGCGCUGUGAAUGCAAGUAACGACGUCUUUGGUGACCCAUGCACGCUUACAUUGAAGUACUUGGAGACAACAUACCACUGUGCACCAGGUUAG